Messenger RNA from Vitis riparia (riverbank grape), 1951 nucleotides. Its product is annotated as O-acyltransferase WSD1-like. Gene Ontology annotation, molecular function: diacylglycerol O-acyltransferase activity; long-chain-alcohol O-fatty-acyltransferase activity. The record is from RefSeq and is a predicted model, not a curated record. Gene Ontology annotation, cellular component: plasma membrane. NCBI's taxonomy places the organism in Eukaryota, Viridiplantae, Streptophyta, Magnoliopsida, Vitales, Vitaceae. The transcript has 7 exons. Gene Ontology annotation, biological process: triglyceride biosynthetic process. Bases 211 to 1752 code for a protein of 513 amino acids.
CAUACUCGGUUUUCUUCAAUUAUGUUUUUAGGCAAAAGAGGUUGGGGAGUGGACGGACCGAUCUGGUGAAACCCUUCAAAUACUGACAACCCUUCUGCUAAGCUCACAGUUCUGCAAGCAUUUUUGCUUUUAUUGCCGCUGAGAUAGCGGAGGAACAGUUUCUAAUAUUUCAUACCCUUUUUGAGUCCAGAAGCUGAUCAGCUCACUGCCAUGGAGUCCGUAAAUGAUCUGGAUUCAAAGCAGCAAGCUCUCAAGCCUAUUCGAACGAAGAUAGCAGGAGGAGAAGAAGAAUCUGGGAAAAAACCCUACGAUAUCGAGGAGGAGGAAGAAGAGCCAUUGAGUCCAGCAGCUCGAAUUUUCCAUGAACCAAACUUCAAUGUCUACAUCAUUGCCAUCAUGGGAUGGAAAACCAAGAUGGAUAUACAGGUUGUUAAAGCCCAUUUCCUGCGCACACUGCUUAAGCACCCCCGUUUCUCAAGCUUGCAGGUCAAGGACGAUGACAAAGGUGGAGCAAUGAGAUGGGUUCGAACUAAAGUUGAUCUAGACAAGCACAUUAUCAUGCCCGACCUCGAUCAGAAGACGGAGUCAGCGGACAAGUUGGUGGAAGACUACAUCUCCGACCUCAGCAAAACCUCCAUGGACCUCUCCAAUCCUCUAUGGGAGUUCCAUAUUCUCAACAUCAAGACCUCCGACGCGGAGUCCUUGGGAGUUUUCCGAAUCCACCACUCCCUCGGCGAUGGCGUGUCGCUCAUGUCCCUUGUCCUCGCUUGCACCCGCCAAGUCUCCGACUCGGAGGCCCUCCCAACGCUGCCGGUGCAGAAGAGUUCGAAUCCUAAUCCAGUCAAGUCUGGUGGGGUUUGGUCGCUUAUAAAGAUGGUUUGGUAUACUUUUGUGGAUGUUUUGAUGUUUAUUGCGACGGCGCUGUUCUUGAAGGAUACUGUGACGCCCCUCACCCGCCACCGGAAAAAAGGUGUUGGGUCAGAGUCGAGGCGGUUUGCUUACCGGACGGUGAGUUUUGAUGACAUCAAGCUGGUGAAGAAUGCCAUGAACACUACUAUCAACGAUGUGGUCAUGGGGGUGUCACUGGCUGGUCUUUCUCAAUAUCUCAAUAGAAGAUAUGGUGAGGCUAAGGGAGAGGCAGUAGCUACGCAGAAGAAAAAUAAUAUUCCUGAGAACAUUCGCCUCAGGGCCACUCUUCUGGUUAAUAUAAGACCUUCCCCAGGGAUUCAUGCUUUAGCUGAUAUGAUGGAGAAGGGAACCAAAGCAAAAUGGGGUAACUGUAUUGGAUCUGUGCUUCUCCCCUUUGCUAUUGCGAUACGAGAUGACCCGUUAGACUAUGUUCGCCAAGCUAAGGCUACCAUUGACAGAAAGAAGCAGUCUCAAGAAGCUGGAUACACAUUUCUCAUUGUUAAGUUAGUCCUCAAGUUAUUUGGAAUUAAGGCGGCAGCAUUUCUAUUCCAUAGAGUUCCAAAUCACACCACACUGUGCUUCUCAAACAUAGUUGGACCUAUAGAAGAAAUCGGUUUUUAUGGUCAUCCAUUGGCUUUCAUUGCUCCAAGUUGCUAUGGGCAACCCCAUGGAUUGAUGGUUCACUUUCAAAGUUACACGAAUAAAAUGACAUUUAUUCUAUCGGUUGAUGAAGCGACCAUUCCUGACCCUCACCAGCUAUGUGAUGAUAUUGAAGAAUCACUCAAGCUCAUGAAGGAUGCUGUUAUAGCAAGAGGGAUUGUUAAGGAAAAUCUCAUUAAAUAAAGAGUGAUUACACACAAAAAAGACCAAUAGCCAUAUUACAUUAUGCUUGAAUUAUCUUAAUUGUGCAAAUGUUGUGUACUCAUCUUUGCUUUCAUGUAUACCGAUAAUGCUGAUUGCUACCAAAUAGGGACUAUAAACCUUUGGUUUGUGUAUCUUAUAAAUUUGUUUCUCAAUUGGAUAAGUUGGAAUUUGGAUUAAA